GGACCAGAGAUAUAAUCAAUCGAUUAAUAUUUAAUAUUAUAUCAUACGUGAUAACCCUUACUCAGAAGCUAUAGUUUGCGUUUAGGCUUCAACCAAAUAAUUGGUGAAUGAGUACCCAUCACUAUUCACCAAUAUAUCUUAGCUUUCCCUCAUCAAAUUAUGUUCUUGCUUCGUCCACACUAAGACCUGAAUAGGGGAUCGAGAAGCAAGGAAUCUAUUCUUUAAACAGGCAUGCCUUCUUUUAAUCAUCUCCUUCUGCACCAUCUAUCACCUCCUCCUUCUCUUUCAAAACCAUGGAAGAUUUGAACACGAUUGGCGCUGAUUGUGUGGUCAUAUCAUGCUGCUGCCAGUGCUUGAUGCUUCAAAUUCUUGUAUUUGUGUUGCUGAAGCUUCCCGGGAAGUUGAUAAGGAAAACAAGAGAAUAUGCUAAAAAGCUUCGUCAUAGGAAGGCAAAUAAUGAUAGAAGGAUGGGGAGAGAAAUGGGUUCUUAUAAAGAUGUUCUUCUGAGAAUUCAUGAACAAUCUUUUAGAAUUCAAGUAGAGAUGGCACUAACAGAUGGUGCAGAUCACAAUUGUGGUGGUUGUAUGGAUGAAGUUGAAAAGGUGAUGGAGGAGUUUUAUCAAAAGGGAGAGUUUGCAUUUGGGAGCUUUUGGGGGAGGAAGGGGCCAUGUGGGGCUCCUACAAUAGUCAACGAUCAUAAUGAUGUUAAUUUUGUGAGAUAUCAAAUAAUUGAUUUGGUUGGUUCCUUAAGCUAAAGCUACGCAUAAGCUUGCCACAUAUAUGGUUCUGAUGCUGCUCUGAAAGAUUCGUUGCAAAGAAUAUCAUGACUCUUUACCAAAUUGAUGUUCAGGUCAUAGAUUAUGUCAAUUUAGUAAAUAAAUCACCUUUUGUUAAAAUUAUCUUCUGCAUUUUCGCAAGUUCUAUAAUAAGCUCAUAUACUAUAAUGACUAGAUGUAUCUGUUUGUAUCUGUAGAUUAAAAACGAAAAAAAAAAACAAAAAUUAAUACCAAUACAA
Glycine soja is the source of this 1015-nucleotide messenger RNA. RefSeq lists its product as uncharacterized. NCBI's taxonomy places the organism in Eukaryota, Viridiplantae, Streptophyta, Magnoliopsida, Fabales, Fabaceae. The coding region runs from base 294 to 755 and encodes 153 amino acids. The record is from RefSeq and is a predicted model, not a curated record. The transcript has a single exon.